CACCGCAACAUUUUAUUCUCAUCCACUUCCAAUUUCUGCAUCCUCUUCAAUUUCUACGUUGUAUCCCUAAACUUUUCCAAACUAGAAUUUCUAAAUUCCUUCAAUGGCGCCAAAGGGAGAGAAGAAACCAGUUGAGAAGAAACCUGUGGAGGAGAAGAAGUCCACAGUAGCAGAGAAAGCUCCGGCCGAGAAGAAGCCAAAGGCCGGAAAGAAGCUGCCUAAGGAUGGCGGUGCCGCUGCCGGAGACAAGAAGAAGAAGAGAAACAAGAAGAGCGUGGAGACAUACAAGAUCUACAUCUUCAAAGUUCUGAAGCAAGUUCACCCUGACAUUGGUAUCUCAAGCAAGGCCAUGGGUAUCAUGAACAGUUUCAUCAACGACAUCUUCGAGAAGCUUGCUGCUGAAUCUUCAAGACUUGCAAGAUACAACAAGAAGCCAACAAUCACUUCAAGGGAAAUUCAGACUGCAGUUAGACUUGUUCUCCCUGGAGAAUUGGCCAAGCAUGCUGUCUCUGAAGGAACAAAAGCCGUGACCAAGUUUACCAGUGCUUAAACUGUACCAUUUGUAGUGUUGUUUCAGAAGUGGUUCUUGUUAAUGUUUAUCUCUCUUGGUAUCAAUUAAAUCCGAAUUAUUCUGUAAUUUUCUUUUAAAUAUUAAAAUAAUAUCUUGUCUAUGAAUAA
Molecule: messenger RNA, 678 nt
Organism: Lathyrus oleraceus (garden pea)
Lineage: Eukaryota; Viridiplantae; Streptophyta; Magnoliopsida; Fabales; Fabaceae
Product: probable histone H2B.1
Exons: 1
Coding region: 104-550 (148 amino acids)
Cellular component (GO): nucleosome
Molecular function (GO): DNA binding; protein heterodimerization activity; structural constituent of chromatin
Source: RefSeq, a predicted model, not a curated record